Lachancea fermentati is the source of this 108-nucleotide messenger RNA. The record is from the annotation of a GenBank genome assembly. Lineage: Eukaryota; Fungi; Ascomycota; Saccharomycetes; Saccharomycetales; Saccharomycetaceae.
UUUAGCUUUCAAGAAGUCUGUGAUAAGAUUUAUGAAAAUUAUGCUACUUUACUCCAAGAUGCUGUUGUCGAGUCUAAGGAACAAGUGUUUGUUAAUCAAAAUACAUAG